UUUCUCUUCGUUGGUCAUUGUUUUUAGAUUUCAUGAUUAUAGAUUUGUUAUUUUAUGGUAGUUGUCCCCCUUUCAAUAUUGGUAUCGCCUACAGUUCGACGUGUAAAAAGUCCGUUCACAAACUAGCAGGACGAGUCCUGUCACGUUCACGUCUUCAGUUGGCAGGUAAGGAAAGUAUGGCGGUCAAGAACAGGAAAGUCCGCUCAGGAGGGACAGCCUCAGCGUCAGGUGGUGUUUAUUCUCUGGGAACCAGCGGCUUUGGAGGUGGAGUAGUCCGGGUAGCAGUCAUCAGUGUCAUCGCGAUCGUCUUCAGUGUUCUCCAUGGGUACCACAUUUCCAGCAUGUUUGAGAGUGACCGACAUUUUUCACACCUGUCCACCUUGGAGAGAGAGCUCACCUUCAGGACGGAAAUGGGGCUGUACUACUCCUACUUCAAGACCAUUGCAGAGUCCAAAACAUUCUUGGAGGGCCUCCAUGCCGUGAUGUACGACAACGUGACGGAGUAUCCAACGACCAUCAACGUGCUGAAGCGGUUCAACCUGUACCCAGAGGUGGUGCUAGCAGCCGCCUACAGGACAUACGAGACCAUCAUGGGCAUGUUGGGGAGACCCACCAAGCUGUGUUGGACUGUCAACCGAGGGGAGGGGAUGUCUCCGGUACAGAGCUGUGAGGGAAUGGGAGAGCCGGCGUACUUCUACGUCAACUCUGUGUUCGUGCAGAACGGUCUGAUGAUGGGCCUUUUCUUCAUCUUUGGUACCUAUCUCAGUGGCAGCAUGGUCGGCGGUCUCCUUACUGUGGCCUCCUUUUUCUAUAACCACGGUGAGUGCACCCGUGUGCAGUGGACCCCUCCGCUUCGAGAGAGCUUCGCUUUCCCCAUGCUGGCCCUGCAGAUGUUCCUGAUCACGUACAUGCUGAGAAGUCGCGGCGUCAGCUGGAAGCACGUCGUGCUCCUGGCUGCAUGCAACGUCACCUUCAUCCUGCCCUGGCAGUUUGCACAGUUUGCCCUCCUGACACAGAUGACCGCAGUGUUCCUGGUGUAUGUGAUGGGGUUCAUCCCUGCUGACAGGGUCAAGGCCAUUGUCACGGGACACAUCCUGGGGCUCAUGGUCAGCUACGUUCUGCUGUUUGGCAACGAAAUGCUGCUGACAUCCUUCUACGCUUCAUGCCUACUGACUGUCAUGGCUAUUGUUUCCUUCAAGCCACUCCUGCAGAGGCAGGUGUUCAGUAUCGGGAUCAUGGCACUGCAGGGGGUCUUCUUUGUAGCCGGGUGCAUUGGGCUGAAGAUGGUGAUAUCCAAGGUGUUGAAUGUCACGGAUGAUGCUCACAUCGCCAACAUCCUGCGCUCCAAGUUCUCAGACUACCGUGAUUUCCACACCAUGUUGUACACGUGUGCGGCAGAGUUUGACUUCAUGGAGGUAAAGACUCCCAUCAGACUUUCUGAGACCCUCCUGCUGCCGGGAGGAAUGGUGGUGGUCGCCAUGAUCAUCUACAAAUGCCUCCUUCCACAGGCCAAGAAAUGGUUUGCCCAAACACAGGAGAAGGAGCCUACAGAGAACGGGAGAGACCCAGCAGACUCAGAAUCAGAGUCAUCUGAGGACAGUGAUGGUGCCCCAAUAGACCCCAGUGCAGCGAUAGUGUACCACAUGCUUCAGCUGAUGGCCUUCUUCCUUCUGGCCUUGAUCAUCAUGCGCCUGAAGCUGUUCUUCACCCCUCAGCUGUGCCUGGCUGUGUCCCUGCUGGCAUCCCGGCAGCUGUUUGGGUGGGUGGGCAGCCAGACCCGACACACCUUCAUCCUGUUUAUCGUCCUGGGAGCCAUGAGCAUCAAGGGUUCCUCCGAACUGCGCCAUCAGUGGAGCAUUCUGGGGGAAUUCAGCAACGUACCCCAUGAAGAGAUGAUGGAGUGGAUGAUUGCCAGGACCCCACCUGAUGCAGUGUUCGCAGGGGCCAUGCCCACCAUGGCAUCCAUCAAGCUGUCAGCGCACAGGGCCAUCGUGAACCACCCACACUACGAGGAUGCCGGCCUCCGCGAGCGCACCAAGAGGGUGUACGGCAUGUACAGUCGUAAGCCGGUAGAGGAGGUGCACCGUGACCUACUGGCCAUGGGAGUCACACACUUUGUGUUGGAGAUGUCGUGGUGUCAUCGUAGGACCAAACCAGGCUGCAGCUUGCCGGAGAUCUGGGACUUAGAAGAUCCACAGCGUGCAGGGAAACAGCCCACUUGCGAUGCCGUCAAGAAGAAACCAGAACCUUACUUCAAGGUCCUCUUCAAGAAUAAGAUAUAUAUUGUACUUAAAGUCUUACAGGUACAAGAUAUGUGAGCAUAUCCAGAUAUGUAAAAUGGCAUUUAUUUAUCAGAUGACAUUGCCACUUUUAAGAUUGAAUGUUUUGCAUGUAUAUUUUGUACCCUUUGCAGUAUAACACUGUCAAUGCAAGUUCACAUGCACGUGUGUGUGUGUGUGUGUCACCAACACUAGGUACACAAGAGAGAGCCAUAAUUCAAUAUGACAGAAAGAAACAUCUUGAGUAUUAAAACACCAAAGGGAUUCAACCAUCCCAUUUACAGCCAUAACAUAAUAUUACUGGUAGCUUUGCCAACAUUGCAUAUGGUCAUAGUUCCUGAGCCAUAUCUGUACUCUUAUUAAGAAGUGGUGGUUUCUUUUAUGCGCUCAUGUCAUAUCAACUAUUUUGUAAAUACAUGAAAUGUUGUUGCAGAACUCAUAGUAUCCUAUAACAUUGCUGUAGCAAUAUAUGUAGUUAAUCUAGGUUAUAUAAUUACCUUUGACAAGAAGACAAUAUUAUCAAUAUGUAUUUGGAAGUUCAUCAUAAAGUUUGUUGCUUUAGGGUACCAUAAUUAAUUGUUUGAUAUGUAUGAAAUGUUUGUCAAGGCAGGUAGAGUAUCUCCUGUUGCAUAAAUGUUGUAGAUAAAUGUGUAGGAAUUAUUCCUGCAGUUAGCAAGUUGACCAGAUUAUGAGGAAAGUGACUCAAUGUUACCUGUUUUACACACUGUACUUGCUGUGUGUUAGUUUAUAUUGGUUCCAGUGUAAGACAGUAGGAUUAUGUAUGUAAAUGAUCCUGUACACAUUCCAGGUUCUGAUAAAAGUCUCUCCAUAGCCUUCUUUCAGCUGUUUUUUUUUUUUUUUUUUAAUUCAUCUAUUUUGCUACCUCUUCUCCCUGGAUUAUGUUACAUUAUAUGAUAUUCAUUGGGGACAAGUUCUGUUUUUGUACCUAUUUCUGCACAUACAUACAUUGCAGCAUGCUGGUACUUUCUUACUAUGUUAUUACAGUUUUUAGUUUAGGCUAGCAUAUUUCUUUCAGAUAAGGGCUUUUAGAUUAGUUGUAAAAUGAGCCUCUUACAUCCACAUUGACUGUGGCCUGGAAAGAUUUUGGCUUUUGAUAGAUAGUUGUGCCAUGCCCAUGGUUUGUCAGAUGCAGCAUCUUGUUUGGAUGGGAAAACAGGCCUUUCAACAUAGCCUCAACUGAUGAGGAAGUAGUUUUGUAAAGUGUUAUGUCCAGUACUUACCAUGUAUUUUGGCAGAUAUGUACACAGAACAGUUGUUUGUUGGUGCCAUUUUUCUGUGAUGAGUACCAAAUCAGCGGGACCAAAAGUGUAUGACUUGUGUGGGUCUUCAUCACUGUGCAGUUGUUUAUUAAGUGAUGUAAUAUGAAGGGGUAUUUGAUAUUGUGUUACAUCUUCUUGUGCAGCAUCUCCUUUUUGGAGACAUUAGACCACUUCAUGUAUACCAAAGUACCACUGUCAUACAUGGCUAGGUUUGUCAUAGUUUAGUGUUUUGUAUCUUUGGAACAUUGAUGUGCAAAGAUGUUGAAUUGAAUUAUUUCAGAAUGGCAACCAGUCAUCAUUUGUGUCUUAAAAGCUGUGUGGAUGAGUGAGAUGGAUGGUUCAUUGUCACAUUUCUACUCCAGAUUAUACCCUAUCAUCC
Branchiostoma floridae (Florida lancelet) is the source of this 3938-nucleotide messenger RNA. Its product is annotated as probable C-mannosyltransferase DPY19L1. The record is from RefSeq and is a predicted model, not a curated record. NCBI's taxonomy places the organism in Eukaryota, Metazoa, Chordata, Leptocardii, Amphioxiformes, Branchiostomatidae. The transcript is spliced from 3 exons. Gene Ontology annotation, molecular function: mannosyltransferase activity. Gene Ontology annotation, cellular component: nuclear inner membrane. Bases 33 to 2318 code for a protein of 761 amino acids.